UAAUCGUAAAAUGCUUAUCGAUAACGCUCCGUUCCAAACACUCAGCUGUUGACAUUUUUGUUAAUUAAAAGGGUAAAAAAAGCAUAUAAACUAUGCCGCUGUACGAAAGCGUAAUGCAAGAAAAACCCCCAAUCGUCCUAGACAUUGGAAAUGCCUAUACUAAGCUCGGCUUUGCGGCAGAGUCUCACCCACGUAAAAUAAUACCCACGGAGGUGGUUUUGACCACAACUGGGGAAACAAAGUUACUCUUCGACUAUGCAGGAACUGAGGAGCUCUACGACCAAAUUGUGGACUUUCUGCAAACCAUUUUCUUCAAGCACCUGCUGGUCAGUCCCAAAGAGCGUAAGUUUGUGAUUGUGGAGAACAUAUAUGGACAGACGAUUAUACGAGAGACGCUUGCACGUGCACUCUUCAUACAUUUCGAUGUUUCUUCGGUGCUUUUUGUUCCUGCUCAUUUAAUUGCUCUGUCCACGUUGGCCGUUCCAACGGGCCUGGUUGUGGACAUUGGAUAUAGUGAGACAACGAUUAUGCCUGUGUUUAGUGGCGUACAAAUUAUGGCUGCAUUUAAGGAUCAUAGCUACGGCAGCAGCGCUGUGCAGGAGGAGAUCAAACGACAACUGCUAGCAACGGGCGUUAAGGAACGACUGCUGACACCCAGUGUCCUGGAGGACAUUAAAGUACGCACCUGCUUUGUGAAUAGCUUUGAGCGUGCCUACAAAGAGGAGAAGCAAUCACCACCCGAUGUGGAGUAUGGUAUUUGUGAUGAUGACGCUGUCAUUAGCAUACCCGGCAGCUUGCGUGAAUCUGUUUACGAGCUACUCUUCGAGCAGAACAAUGAACGAGAUAGCUUGCCACAUUUGAUACUGCGCGCCAUACUCGAUUGCAGCAUGGAUGUGCGUCGAUCCCUGGUGGAGAGCAUCUUUGUAAUUGGCGGUGGGGCCAUGGUUCCGGGGCUGCUGGCACGGCUCAAACAAGAGCUGCAGCAUCUACUAGAAAAUGACAGCUACUAUGCCACACGUUUCCACGGCCAGUUGCAGUUCAAGUUCUAUCAAACGAUUGGCAAACAGAAUUUCACAGCCUGGCUAGGCGGCUCCCUAUGUGGAGCCACUGAUCUCAUUCAAACGCGUUCGCUAACCAAGGACUCAUAUCUAAGAAACGAACAUGUGCCCGAUUGGAGUAAUCUCUGUGACAAUAGAAAUGGUGGCUGAAUUGAACGAACUCUUUAUAUAUAUAUAUAUACAAUCUAUA
This is a messenger RNA of Drosophila hydei, 1248 nucleotides long. RefSeq names its product actin-related protein 10 (gene Arp10). The transcript is spliced from 3 exons. Gene Ontology annotation, biological process: retrograde axonal transport of mitochondrion. NCBI's taxonomy places the organism in Eukaryota, Metazoa, Arthropoda, Insecta, Diptera, Drosophilidae. Bases 93 to 1208 code for a protein of 371 amino acids. The record is from RefSeq and is a predicted model, not a curated record.